Molecule: messenger RNA, 4475 nt
Organism: Pelmatolapia mariae (spotted tilapia)
Lineage: Eukaryota; Metazoa; Chordata; Actinopteri; Cichliformes; Cichlidae
Product: NACHT, LRR and PYD domains-containing protein 12-like
Exons: 14
Coding region: 1-4245 (1414 amino acids)
Biological process (GO): intracellular signal transduction
Molecular function (GO): protein binding
Source: RefSeq, a predicted model, not a curated record
AUGAUUUUAGUGAUAAAGAAGUGUGUUCACAGAGAGCGGAAGAGGAGUGGUGUUUGUGAGGAGGAGCAGCUGCCCUGCUGUCCUUUGUGUCAGGACGUCCUGAAGGAUCCAGUCUCUACCAGCUGUGGACACUGGUUCUGCAGACAGUGCAUCUCUUCAUACUGGGACCACUCUGCUUCAUCAGGAGACUCCUCCUGUCCCCAGUGUGGAGAAAGAUCCAGAAGCAAAGCUGGACUGCAGACAGCCAGUCAGAGCAGCUGUGUACAAACAGAUGUUGGUCUGCAGGAGGUUUUAGAUGAACAUAAGAUCAGUCUGAGGACGAGAUGUGAACAUGUGACUGAAGCAAGUGAUGAAACAGGAAGUAGAACCCUCCUAAACAGGAUCUACACUGAGCUCUACAUCACAGAGGGACAGAGUGAAGAGAUUCAUACCCAACAUGAGGUGAGGCAGCUGGAGACAGCUUCCAAGAUGGAUGCCCUCCAUGACACUCCAAUCAGGUGCCAGGACAUCUUUAAAGCCUUCCCUGACCAACAGAGACCCAUCAGAGUGGUUCUGACCAAUGGCGUGGCUGGUGUUGGAAAAACCUUCUCAGUGCAGAAGUUCACUCUGGACUGGGCAGAGGGCUUGGAGAACCAACAUGUCAGUGUGGUGGUUCUGCUUUCAUUCAGGGAGCUGAACCUGAUCAGAGAUGAGCAGUACAGUCUUCUGGAGCUGCUCCAUGUUUUCCAUCCAACAUUACAGAAGGUCACAGCAGAGAAGCUGGCUGUCUCUCAGCUUUUGUUCAUCUUUGACGGCCUGGAUGAAAGCAGACUUUCAUUGGAUUUCACCAACAGGAAGCUGCUGUCUGAUGUCACACAGAAGUCAUCAGUCAGCCAGCUGCUGACAAACCUCAUCCAGGGGAAUCUGCUUCCCUCGGCUCUCGUCUGGAUCACUUCCCGACCUGCAGCAGCCAAUCAGAUCCCUCCUACAUGUGUUGACAGGCUAACAGAAGUACGAGGCUUCACUGACGCCCAGAAGGAGGAGUACUUCAGGAGGAGAUUCAGUGAUGAAGAGCUGUCCAGCAGAAUCAUCUCCCACAUGAAGACAUCCAGGAGCCUCCACAUCAUGUGUAGUAUCCCAGUCUUCUGCUGGAUCACUGCUACAGUUCUGGAGCACAUGUUGACUACAGAGCAGAGAGGAGAGCUGCCCAAGACCCUGACUGACAUGUACUCACACUUCCUGCUGAUUCAGACAAAGAGGAAGAAGAACAAGUACCAUGAGGGACAUGAGACGAGUCCACAGGAGCUGACGGAGGCUGACAGGGAAGUUCUUCUGAAGCUGGGGAGGCUGGCGUUUGAACAUCUGGAGAAAGGAAACAUCAUGUUCUACCAAGAAGACCUGGAGCAGUGUGGUCUGGAUGUGACAGAGGCCUCGGUGUACUCAGGAGUUUGUACAGAGAUCUUCAAAAGAGAGUGUGUGAUCUUCCAGAAACCAGUCUACUGCUUUGUUCAUCUGAGCAUUCAGGAGUUUCUGGCUGCAGUCUACAUGUUCCACUGUCACACCAACAGGAAGACAGAGGUGCUGAAGAACUUCCUAAAAUCAAAAUCUUUGACCAAGAUGAUUUCAGGUCUUUUUGAUAACAGAGAUCUCCAAUCACUUAAUGUUUUACUGAGCAGAGUCAUGUAUAAAUCCCUCCAGAGUCAAAAUGGCCACCUGGACCUGUUUGUUCGCUUCCUUCAUGGCCUCUGUCUGGAGUCCAACCAGAGACUCUUAGGAGGUCUGCUGGGUCAGACAAAGAUCAGUCCAGGAACCAUCCAGAGAGUCAUCAACAACCUGAAGAAGAUGAACAGUGAUAAAAUCUCUCCUGAAAGAAGCCUCAACAUCUUCCACUGUCUGAUGGAGAUGAACGACCUCUCAGUACAUCUGGAGAUCCAAGAGUUCCUGACAUCAGAGAACAGAUAUAAGGAACUCUCUGAGAUCCAGUGCUCAGCUCUGGCCUUCAUGCUGCAGAUGUCAGAGGAGGUUCUAGAUGAGUUGGACCUGCAGAAGUACAACACAUCAAAGCGGGGACGACUGAGACUGAUUCCAGCUGUGAGGAACUGCAAAAAGGCUCUACUGAUUGGCUGUGAACUCAAAGACACUCACUGUGAAGUUGUGGCCUCAGCUCUGAAGUCCAACCCCUCCCAUCUGACAGAGCUGGACAUGAGUGGAAACAAGCUGCAGGAUUCAGGUGUGAAGCUUCUGUGUGCUGGACUGGAGAGUCCAAACUGUCGACUGGAGACUCUGAGUUUGAGGAGCUGUGGUUUGUCAGAGAUCAGCUGUGAUUAUCUGGCAGCAGCACUGAAGUCCAACCCCUCCCAUCUGAGAGAGCUGGAUCUGAGUGGAAACAAGCUGCAGGAUGCAGGAGUGAAGCAGCUGUGUGGUUUCCUGGAGAGUCCAGGAUGUGGACUUGAAACUCUGAGAUUGAAGGACUGUGGUUUAUCAGAGAUCAGCUGUUUUUAUCUGGCAGCAGCACUGAAGUCCAACCCCUCCCAUCUGAGAGAGCUGGACCUGAGCUGGAGCAACCUGCAGGAUUCAGGAGUGAAGCAGCUGUGUGAUUUCCUGGAGAGUCCAGGAUGUGGACUUGAAACUCUGAGGUUGUGGAGCUGUGGUUUGUCAGAGAUCAGCUGUGAUUAUCUGGCAGCAGCACUGAAGUCCAACCCCUCCCAUCUGAGAGAGCUGGAUCUGAGUGGAAACAAGCUGCAGGAUUCAGCAGUGAAGCAGCUGUGUGGUUUUCUGGAGAGUCCAGGAUGUGGACUUGGAACUCUGAAAUUGGAGCUCUGUGGUUUGUCAAAGAUCAGCUGUGGUUAUCUGGCAGCAGCGCUGAAGUCCAACCCCUCCCAUUUGAGAAAGUUGGACCUGACCUACAAUAACCUAAAGGAUCCAGAUGUGAAGCAGCUGUCUGAUCUUAAGAAGAGUGCAGACUGCAGACUGGAGACUCUGGAACUGACUCUGUGUGGACUCUCAGAGACUCACUGUGAAGUUGUGGCCUCAGCUCUGAAGUCCAACCCCUCCCAUCUGACUGAGCUUGACAUGAGUGAGAACAACCUGCAGGAUUCAGCAGUGAAGCUUCUGUGUGCUGGACUGGAGAGUCCAAACUGUCGACUGGAGACUCUGAGAUUGAGGGACUGUGGUUUGUCAGAGAUCAGCUGUGAUUAUCUGGCAGCAGCGCUGAAGUCCAACCCCUCGUAUCCCAGAGUGCUGGACCUGAGUGGAACCUACAACAACCUGCAGGAUUCAGGAGUGAAGCAGCUGUGUGUUCUUCUAGAGAAUCCACGAUGUCGAUUUGAAACUCUGAGACUGAGUCACUGUGACCUGUCAGAGAGAAGCUGUGAAACUCUGGCCUCAGGUCUCAGCUCUCAGACCUCUAAUCUGAGACAGCUGGACCUGAGUAACAUUAACCUGAAGGAUUCAGACGUGAAGCUUCUGUCUGAAGGACUGAAGAGUCCACACUGUACACUGGAAACUCUCAGUCUGUCAGGCUGUCUGAUCACAGAGGAAGGCUGCACUUCUCUGGCCUCAGCUCUGAGCUCCAACCCCUCCCAUCUGAGAGAGCUGGACCUGAGCUACAAUCAUCCAGGAGACUCAGGAAUGAAGCUGCUGUCGGCUGGACUGAAGGAUCCAGGCUGGAGACUGGACAUUCUCAGGGUGGAGCCUGCUGGAGUCCGAUGGUUGAGACCAGGUCUGAGGAAGUAUUCCUGUCAACUCACAAUCGACACAAACACAGUGAACACAAAGCUCCAACUGUCUGACAACAACAGGAAGGUGACACAUGUGGAGGAGGUUCAGUCAUAUCCUGAUCAUCCAGACAGAUUUGAUGUUUGUCAGCUGCUGUGUAGAAAUGGUCUGACUGGUCGCUGUUACUGGGAGGUCGAGUGGAGAGGAAACGUUCGUAUAUCUGUGAGUUACAGAAGCAUCAGAAGGAAAGGAGACAGUAAUGACUGUGUGUUUGGAGGGAAUGAUCAGUCCUGGAGUCUGAUCUGCUCUGAUCGUGGUCCUCGUUCUGUCAGGCACAAUAUCAGACAAACAUCCAUCUCCUCCUCCUCCUCCUCCUCCUCUGUCUCUAACAGAGCAGCAGUGUAUGUGGACUGUCCUGCUGGCACUCUGUCCUUCUACAGAGUCUCCUCUGACACUCUGAUCCACCUCCACACCUUCAACACCACAUUCACUCAAACUCUUUAUCCUGGGUUUAUGGUCUGGCCUGGUUCCUCAGUGUCUCUGUGCUGAGUGUAAAGAGUGUCUCCUGUUAGAGAAACACUCUGACUGUUGAACAGAUAGUUCAGUCUGUACAUGUCUGUCUCUUUCACUCACAAACACAUUUUCAGAUUCAUGGAUUCAAUCAGUUGAUGUUUGAAACUCUUCUCAAUGAUUCCUUGUAAACUUCUUCCUCUUCAGUCACAAACAAACAGGAAGUGAUGUCACAUGUGUUCCUGUCCACAGCAGAAUGAGUCUAUUGC